This is a messenger RNA of Knipowitschia caucasica, 246 nucleotides long. The record is from the annotation of a GenBank genome assembly. NCBI's taxonomy places the organism in Eukaryota, Metazoa, Chordata, Actinopteri, Gobiiformes, Gobiidae.
AUGUGGGGAUUGGAGAAGGACUAUCGUGUGAACAUCUUCCUGAGGCAGCAGUGGAACGACCCCCGCCUGGCCUACAGCGAGUACCCGGACAACUCCCUGGACCUGGACCCGUCCAUGUUGGACUCCAUCUGGAAACCGGACUUGUUCUUCGCCAACGAGAAGGGAGCCAACUUCCACGAAGUCACGACGGACAACAAGCUGCUGCGGAUCUCCAAGAACGGCAACGUGCUCUACAGCAUACGGUGA